UAUGGCUCUACAUACCUGUCAUAUCUGUGAAAAGAUACUCUUAGGUCCAGUCAAGCCACACCCUUGACCCCACAACCCUGACUACGCUGGUCUCUGCACUCCUUGCUGGUCCACAAAUGGAGUUGAGACUUCAGGACCCUAAACCACUGUUUCCAACCUGAUCUAUCUGGCUACACUCUGUCCUAUUCCAGAGCUUCAGUGACAAGUCCCAUCUCUGAGACCAAGCCCUGAGGCAAGUAAGCCACCAGACUAAGGCUCGUCUGCUUUGCAGGCAUCUGAGGUUUCAGGAUGUCCACACUGCAGGCUAUCCCAAGUCACAUCUUGCGAGGGCUCAGGCAUCUCUGUGGUUCGAGAACCCGUGUAUCUCAUGGGUCUCGAGGCUCACACGGUUAACCUUAGCGGGCGGGGCCGGCAUGGGGCGGGGCGUUUCCUCUCGGGAGGUCCGCCAUGGCCAUGGUUACCCGCUGCACACCCCACGGCGGGUGCUCCCGAAUGCAGAGACCGCAUCUCAGCAAGAUGGAGCGGGUAGUCGUGAGUAUGCAGGACCCUGACCAAGGCGUGAAGAUGCGGAGCCAGCGCCUUCUGAUCACUGUCAUUCCCCACGCGGUAGCGGGUGAGGCUCGUGGACACCCUGGGGGAGCAGGGCGCCGCGGUCUCCGCCCACUUCGCUUCUCCUGUGUAGGCAGAGACCUCGUGGAAUGGCUGGUUCAGAAGUUCUGCAUCUUGGAGGAUGGUGAGAGUCGGCGCACCGCGGCUUGGGGCGGGGACUGGCAGAGCGCUCACUUUCCUUCUCCUUAGAAGCCCUGCACCUGGGCACACUCCUGGCGCAGCACGGCUACAUCUACCCACUGCGUGAGUCCCGAGACCUGACACUCAGGCCGGACGAGACCCCCUACAGGUUCCAGGUCAGGCCCCGGGUUGCAGGGUGCACCCCUACUUAGGGAGGGUGGAGCUUACUGGGGUUGGAGCGGGACGUUGUGACAUCACUAGAACGAACCCGCCUCCUCCCCACAAAAAUCUGGACUGAGGCAAAUCCAGGGAGCUUCAACUUUCUGGUGCUGCAGCACUCACGCAAAGGUCUGCGGGGCAUUCAGCUGGGGUCCCAGCAGGUCUCAUCCUUGAAAUUUUCUCUACCUGGUGUAGUGAUAGGAUCCCUGCAUCUCAGUGUGUGAGUCCAGGCCAACCCAAGCUCAGGUUCCACUGGCAUUCCGAGUCAGGGAGGUAGUCCUUUUACAGGACCCGGAGUUCCAGGUAGAAAGAAUGGGCAGUGGUAGCGCACACCUUUAAUCCCAGCACUCAAGAGGCAGAGGCAGGAGGGUCUCUGUUUGAGGCCACCCUGGUUUAACAGAAUGAGUUCCAGGACAGCCCAGGCUACACGGAGAAACUCUGUUUCAACCCCCACUUCUCCCAAAAGAGAAUGAGCAGUGGUCAGCUGGAGCAUCUCAUAAGGAUGCACCCUCUGACGUCACUGCUGGGUGCUAUGAGCUGGUGGGCGGUACUUGGGAGAGAAAUGGGAAUGUCUUUGGAUGUCAUUUUCCCUGCACAACACAAGACACCCUACUUUUGGACAAGCACUAUGUGGCCAGCUGCUGAGCUAGACUAUGCCAUCUAUCUGGCUAAGAAGAACAUCCAAAAACAAGGGGCUUUAGUGGACUAUGAGAAGGGCUGCUAAGCAGCGGCGGAAGGGAGACAGAAUGGUCAUUUCGUGUCAGGAGCAGACAUACUGGCUGGUGAAUAAGCCCCCUCCUGGGGCACCUAACAUUUUGGAGCAGGGUCCUGAGAGGGGCUCUUACAACCCCAGUCACAUGCAGAUGAGCUCGGAUUUCUAUAAGUGUGAGAUCGAGUGCUUCAGGAAGGCACUGGGCAGGAACCGGGUGAAGUCCUCUGCCUGCCUCGAGGCGUACCUGAAGUUCAGCAGCCAGCACGGGCCGCAUGAUCCCAUCAUGUCAGGGUGUCUGCCCAGCAACCCCUGGAUCACAGAUGAUGUCACCUACUGGGCCAUGAAUGCGCCCAACGUGGCUGCCCCCACAAAACUCCGCGUUGAGCGAUGGAGCUUCAGCUUCCGGGAGCUGCUGGAUGACCCCGUGGGGCGUGCCCACUUCAUGGACUUUCUCCAGAAGGAAUUCAGUGCGGAAAACCUCAGCUUCUGGGAGGCAUGUGAGGAGCUGCGCUUUGGCGGACAGGCCCAGGUCCCCACCUUGGUGGACUCUGUGUAUCAGCAGUUCCUGGCCCCUGGAGCUGCCCGCUGGAUCAACAUUGACAGCAGGACGAUGGAGCGGACCCUGGAGGGUCUGCGCCAGCCACACCGCUAUGUCCUGGAUGCAGCACAGCUUCACAUCUACAUGCUCAUGAAGAAGGACUCCUAUCCAAGGUUCCUGAAGUCUGACAUAUACAAGGGCCUGCUGGAGGAAGCUGUGAUUCCACUGGAGACAAAGCGCUGGCCAUUUCCAUUCUUGCGGAAGCCUCUGCACUCAAGCCCCAGCCCUGCUCUCCAGUCUACCCCCAGGGAGCCUGCAGCAACCAGUUCCCCUGAAGGUGCCGAUGGGGAGUAGUAGGUGGCUCUUGCUGCAUACCUCACCUUACCAUCACCUGCCUGACACCCUGUGGGGUUGUGUUCUCCUAACGGAGAUUCCCCAGCACUGGCAUCACUGUGUACACAGUGAGGUCCUUUAGUCUUCAGUUCAGGACUAGGCUGUCUCAACUCUAGAAUGUCAAGUCAGUGACACAUGAGGAGGUAUCAGUCUCUGGCCAUGCCACCCCAUGCAGGAAGGCUCCUCCACUGUAUAAUCCUCCUCAGGCUAAACCCAGUGGCUUCUUAGGAGACGAUGUCUGCAGGUGCCAUGUCAUUGCCGUACGUGGCGUCUCUUCCACCUGUCGUCUGAUCAGCUCUCUAGAAAGGCGACAGCACACUGCUGUCCUGACUACAGGGCUCCCAGUUCUCAUCGGGCAAGUCUUUGUCAAGCUGGCAGCCCUGGCAUCCAGUCUUCCUGUCCAGGUUGUUCAGUGCCACCAGCAUUGCCACCCCCACCCCAGAGGUAGAAAUAAAGAUGGGGCCUCCUGCCAUGCAGCUCCCAAUAGGGCUGCUCUCUAGUCUCCCUUCACAACCCAUUUUCACAGAAAUAAAACUUUCAGUCCCCUGCACA
Messenger RNA from Mus musculus (house mouse), 3143 nucleotides. RefSeq names its product regulator of G-protein signaling 11 (gene Rgs11). The transcript has 13 exons. The record is from RefSeq and is a predicted model, not a curated record. Lineage: Eukaryota; Metazoa; Chordata; Mammalia; Rodentia; Muridae. The coding region runs from base 1656 to 2552 and encodes 298 amino acids. Gene Ontology annotation, biological process: intracellular signal transduction; G protein-coupled receptor signaling pathway; regulation of G protein-coupled receptor signaling pathway.